AUGGGUUGUAAUUCCCAAAAGUAGAGCAAAUCUGAGAAGCAUCAAGAGAAAGGCAAUGAAAAAUAAAACUUGCCUAGUAUUCAUGAAGUAACUUAAACAAAGCCGAAGGAAAUUUCAAAAGAAUUCACUAAAGAAAAAUAGAAUUUGAAUUCAUAACCUUAGGCAUAAUAAAAGGUAGCAGAAUUAUUUGAAUUGGAAAAUUAAUAGAUUUACAGAAAUAAAAAGUUUCAAUCAGACUAUUUUAUAUUAGAAGAGAAGGCAUCCAUGUAAAGCAAUGAGGGUAAACUUUUCAUUGUUGAACAUAAAGUUACUGGGUAAAAAAGAAUUGCUAAAAUAAUAAAAAAUGUUUUAACUGAUAACCAACUCUUAGAAUAUAUUCAAUAUAUUUAAUCGAUAAAAAAAUUAGAUCAUCCAAAUAUUAUAAAGUUAUUUGAUGUCUAUAAUGAUGAACAUCAUAUAUAUUUGGUCAAAGAAUAUUGUGAAGGUGGUAAUUUAAUUUAAAGAUUGCAGAAUGAAGAAUCAAAUCUAAAUAAGACACAUAUUGCAUUUACGAUUCAGUAAAUGUUGUCAGCAGUAUAUUUCAUCCAUGCUCAAAAUUUAGUCCACAAAAAUAUAUAGACUAAAAAUAUUUUCAUGGCCGAAAAGUAAACAUACUUAUCCAAAAUAAGUGGCCAUGAAGAAAUUUUUUAUAAUUAUCAGGAUUUAAACACUGAAAUCAGCUAUAGAGCACCUGAAACAUUCACUGAACGAUACAAAUGGAAAGCUUCAGCAGAUAUUUGGUCAAUUGGAGUUGUUUUAUAUGAAUUACUACUUGGAGUACAUCCAUUUAAAGAAAAGCAUAAGAAUUUAACUUUCUAAAAUAUUAAGGAGAAUAAAUUGAAAAAUGAUGCAGAAUAUAAAUAAUUAGAAUAAGAAGCGAAAUCACUAUUGAUUUCAAUGUUGAAUUAAAAUGAAAGUGCUAGACCAUCUGCCAAAGAAUGCCUUCAACAUAGUUUUUUUAAAACUAUACAUUAAUCUUCAUUGAAAGUAACAGGUGCUUUAUUAAGGGCAAAAAAUUUUCAAAGAAAAAAUGAAUUAAAGAUGAUUUUACUUAACUUAAUGGUUGAAUAUUUGUUACCUAAGGAAGAAAGAGAUAGACUUGCAAAUUCAUUUAACAAAAUGGACACUGAUUUUGAUGGAAGGAUUUCAAAAAAAGAAUUAAUUAAAUUAUACUAAGAAAACUUAAGUGAUGAUAACAUAAAGAAGAGAGAAGUUGAGGGAAUAUUUAAAAAAUUAGAUUUAAAUGAAGACUCAUAUUUAGGAUUCAAUGAAUUUUUGAUUGCUACUUGUGAUAAAAAGAACUUAUUAAGUGAAGAAAAUCUAAGGAUAUUUUUUAAUAAAUUAGACAAAGAUAGUAAUCGUCAAAUUUCAGCCAAUGAACUUAAAGUAUAUUUUGUAAAAACUAAACUUACUGACGCUGAAUGGUUGGAAUUAAUGAAAUUAGGUGAUUCGAAUUAAGAGUAAAAUAAUAAAUUAUCUUUUGAUGAGUUAAAGGAGGUAUUAAAAGAAAGUGAAUGA
Messenger RNA from Paramecium tetraurelia, 1557 nucleotides. RefSeq lists its product as uncharacterized. NCBI's taxonomy places the organism in Eukaryota, Ciliophora, Oligohymenophorea, Peniculida, Parameciidae. The transcript has 2 exons. The record is from RefSeq and is a predicted model, not a curated record. Gene Ontology annotation, biological process: peptidyl-serine phosphorylation; protein autophosphorylation; intracellular signal transduction. Gene Ontology annotation, cellular component: cytoplasm; nucleus. Gene Ontology annotation, molecular function: ATP binding; calcium/calmodulin-dependent protein kinase activity; calcium ion binding.